AUGACUAAGGUGUCGAUGCUUUUCACGGUGGCAGGUAUCAUUCAGUACAAACACAGGACUACGGGAUUGCAUCGUCCUUGGUUCAUGGUCGACUACAAUCGGUCACGACAUGUUCCGACGGGCAAAGUGCACGAAGAGAUUGUGCUCCGCGUUACGAAAAAUUGGUGGCGACAUCCUUUCCUCGCUCUAGUAGCAUCUGGCGAAGUAAAACGUUGGAUUGUGGCCACUUCAAAUAUGAGGCCGGGUGAUAUUAUUCGAUCUCACGUGGAUAUUCCUCUCAUUCCGGUGGAUCCACGCAAUGGCGACGCACAUCCAGUUGGCGCUUUGCCCGUUGGGACUACAGUUUGCCUAGUCGAAUUAGAACCAGGUAUGGGCGCAGUUCGAUGUCGAACGGCCGGAACUAGUGCCACGGUGAUUCGACGAGGCAAACUUGUUGGAGAUCCGACAGCAUUACCACCGUCCGAACUGAGUGCAGACAAUUUGAACGACCUGACGGAUGAUCAUGUGGUCAUGCUCCGACACAACGGAGACCGCAAGCUGUUCAGAGUGCUACCCAAUUGCAUGGCUGUUGUCGGUCAGGUAUCAAACGAGGAUCAUAACAAACAGCGUUACUCGAAAUUUGGCGAAAAGAAAUGGCGCGGAAUCAAACAACGCAGCGGACUAUGGCAACGUAAAACAGGUCGAUUUGGGCGCAAAAUCUAUCCUAUCGGACCUCCACUUGAUUAUGUUGCUCCUUCUGCCCCCGAAAGCAAAUUGAUCCUGAAGUACACCCGACCGGAGGAUGCAGAAUAUACCAGAGCCAAACAACGUGAACUACAUGCUCUGCUCCAUCCGGUCCCCGGAAAACCCCGUCCUCAACCAGUCCCACGGGAACAUAAUGGGUUACCUACUUCCCAACCUUUAUUCCGUUGGUGUUCUUGGUCUUAUGUUCGAUGA
Messenger RNA from Echinostoma caproni, 936 nucleotides. Lineage: Eukaryota; Metazoa; Platyhelminthes; Trematoda; Plagiorchiida; Echinostomatidae. The record is from the annotation of a GenBank genome assembly.